AUGGAAGAUAUUUUCGCAAUUGGCUCCAAUGGAUCUGGGCAACUUGGUAUUGGACAUCGAGAGGAUGUAUCAGUUCCGAAGCCGGUUCACUUCCACUCGGCACCUCUGAGCUCCCGUAUAGUGAAAAUCGCCGCUGGUGGCAACCACACUCUGGUCUUGGGUGAAUCUGGUGAAAUAUACUGGAGUGGUGACCCGUCUUCUGGGGCUUGCGGGAUCUCAGAUAGCGACUUGGAAACUGCGGCCUUUCGGCCACUUCGCCUGGUCCACAGCGGACACAAUGACACCAUAGGAACUCCUGUUCUCAUCGCCGCAACAUGGGAGGCAUCAUUUAUUGUUUCCCGGGAUGAUUCGGGAAGAAGAACUAGAAUCUUCAGCUUCGGGACUGGCUUGAAAGGCGAGCUAGGUGCCGGGGAAAUGAUUAUUCGAACGCCGACAGCCACUCAACUACAAAAUUUCCCUCCGCCAGACACAGAGAUAAUCGACUUGGCGGCAUGUAUGGGGCAUGUUGUCGCAGUGCUCGAUAAUGGUGAUGCUUAUGGCUGGGGCAACUGUCGAAAAUCACAGGCAGGAGCACCCGCUGGUGUCAUCUAUGAGCCCCGGAGGAUAGCAAAAAUCGGAUUCAACGUACAUCGCGCCGUGUGUACCAAGGAGGCGACAGGCCUCUUUGGGGCGCCAGACAGCGGACGUGUUCGUAUAUUAGGGUCUGACAAGUGGGGGAUAGUCUCCAAGAGUCCUGACAUAGCACCGCCAUGGUUGGAUAUUGGGGCAGGUUGGGGAGCUGUCUACAUAUUAAAUAAAGAUGGGACUUUGCAAGCUUGGGGGAGGGAUGAUCACGGUCAGCUACCACCACCCAAUCUACCCCGUCUAAAGAAAAUUGCAAUUGGCAGUGAGCAUGUCGUGGCACUGUCACAAGGUGGCGACGUGCUCUCAUGGGGUUGGGGCGAGCACGGGAAUUGUGGCCCACAGGUUGAAAACAACGACGUUCAAGGACGCUGGAAUGUAAUUGCAUCCUCGAAAUUUAUACCUGCGAAUUCUCGGAUUACGAAUGUUGGUGCAGGAUGUGCUACCAGCUGGAUAGGCAUAGAACGAGCUUGA
Molecule: messenger RNA, 1095 nt
Organism: Metarhizium album ARSEF 1941
Lineage: Eukaryota; Fungi; Ascomycota; Sordariomycetes; Hypocreales; Clavicipitaceae
Product: Regulator of chromosome condensation/beta-lactamase-inhibitor protein II
Exons: 1
Coding region: 1-1095 (364 amino acids)
Source: RefSeq, a predicted model, not a curated record